UUUAUAUCAAACCCCCACCCCUCCUCUCACGCUCAUAUAUUAGCUAGGGAGAGAGAGAGGGUUCUGCAGUGACACCCAGUUGAUCAUCACAUAAGAUCUACAGAUCAAGAUUGAAAAUGAUGGCAGCCGCUCCUCCGCCGAACCCUGUGCCGGUCGCCUACCAGGCCUUCACGUCGGCCGCGGUGCCCGACUGGCUGAACAAGGGCGACAACGCAUGGCAGAUGGUGGCGGCCACGCUCGUCGGCCUCCAGAGCGUGCCGGGCCUCGUGAUCCUCUACGGCAGCAUCGUCAAGAAGAAGUGGGCGGUCAACUCCGCCUUCAUGGCCCUCUACGCCUUCGCCGCCGUCGUCCUCUGCUGGGUCAUCUGGGCCUACAAGAUGUCCUUCGGCGACAAGCUCCUUCCCUUCUGGGGCAAAGCCGGCCCCGCCCUCGGCCAGAGCUUCCUGAUCAAGCAGGCCGUCUUGCCCGAGACCAAGCACUUCUACAAGAACCAUACUACGGUCGAGACGGACACCGCGAGACCCUUCUACCCGAUGGCGUCGAUGGUGUGGUUCCAAUGCGUGUUCGCCGCCAUCACCGUGAUCCUCCUCGCGGGGUCGGUGCUCGGGAGGAUGAACUUUAGGGCAUGGAUGAUGUUCGUGCCGCUCUGGCUGACCUUCUCCUACACGGUGGGCGCGUUCAGCCUGUGGGGCGGCGGCUUCUUGUUCCAUUGGGGCGUCAUGGACUACUCCGGCGGCUACGUCAUCCACCUCUCCUCCGGCACCGCCGGCCUGACCACCGCUUACUGGGUGGGACCGAGAUUAACAAAGGAUAGGGAGAGAUUCCCUCCGAACAAUGUGCUGCUGAUGCUGGCGGGGGCGGGACUGCUGUGGAUGGGGUGGGCGGGGUUCAACGGGGGAGACCCGUACACGGCAAACAUAGACUCGUCGGUGGCCGUGCUCAACACCAACAUAUGCGCGGCGACGAGCCUCCUGGUGUGGACGUGGCUCGACGUCAUCUUCUUCAAGAAGCCCUCCGUCAUCGGGGCCGUCCAGGGCAUGAUCACAGGCCUCGUUUGCAUCACUCCCGCCGCAGGUCUCGUCCAAGGAUGGGCGGCCAUAAUCAUGGGGAUCAUGUCCGGAAGCGUCCCGUGGUUCACCAUGAUGAUCGUGCACAAGAGGUGGACUUUGCUCCAGAAGAUCGAUGACACCCUCGGAGUCUUCCACACCCACGCCGUGGCCGGCUACCUUGGCUGCAUCCUCACGGGCCUCUUCGCCGAGCCGGAGCUCUGCUCCCUCUUCCUCCCGGUCACCAAUUCGAGGGGGGGAGUCUAUGGCGGCUCCGGCGGGGUCCAGAUCCUGAAGCAGAUGGUGGGCGGGGCCUUCAUCAUCGGGUGGAACGCGGUGGUCACGUCGGUCCUGUGUGUGGCGAUAAGUUGGGUGGUGCCACUGCGGAUGCCGGAGGAGCAGUUGCUGAUCGGGGACGACGCGGUGCACGGGGAGGAGGCCUAUGCACUGUGGGGGGACGGGGAGAAGUACGAUUCGACCCAACAUGAGAUGCUUUCGGACGAGACCACGCACCCCAAGGUAUCUAGGGGUGCAACGCAAGUUGUGUAACAUAUGUGACGAGAUAUAAGUUCAAAGAAUACAUACGAACGAUUAUUUUUAGCAUAGACAGAUAGAUCGAUACUGGUUUGGUUUGGGAUAUGAAUGUUGAUGAUGAUCUUCUUGACUUUUUAUUUUGUGGUUGUAGCAUAGUUUCAUAGUUUGUACAUCCGUUCCUUGAUCUAAAUGGGAUAUUGUCCUUCUGGUUUAAAGAGAACCAAUCUCAACCGUUGAGUGAAUCGAAUGCAAAAGGAUUUGGUAA
Molecule: messenger RNA, 1845 nt
Organism: Syzygium oleosum
Lineage: Eukaryota; Viridiplantae; Streptophyta; Magnoliopsida; Myrtales; Myrtaceae
Product: ammonium transporter 3 member 1-like
Exons: 3
Coding region: 117-1595 (492 amino acids)
Biological process (GO): ammonium transmembrane transport
Cellular component (GO): plasma membrane
Molecular function (GO): ammonium channel activity
Source: RefSeq, a predicted model, not a curated record